UCCGAGGAGGCAGAGACCUCCUCCAUAAGACCAAAAAAAAAAAAAAAAGCCAGUGCUGCAGAGGACCAACCGCCAGCUCCGAGCAAGGGAGGAUAACAGCAGAGGGAGGUAUAAUCGAAAGACGCUACAACAUCAGCAGCACUUGUCACAGCGGAGAGGGUUAGCGCACACAGCCGCUUUGGCGUCAUUUUCCUAUCGAUAGCCCAAGUUUCACCGGAGAGGAUGACAGCCGCAAAUACGCCACUGCAAGAAUCGACCCUCCUGAACUUGAAACAAUGAACUGCGGCUGCUUUUGUAUAUAUUUUUAUACCGAGACUUGUACGCGUUUUUUAAUUUGCGGAUUUUAAGUGUUGUUUUUUUUUUUUACGACGCGAGACAAUGACAGCAAUGGCUGCACCAGUACUAACCGCAUUGCCAUCCACGUUUCGAGGAUUCGUAUUAUAGGCAAGUCCGCGGUGGACCUGGCCUUUUUGAUUUCGGGCCGAAGAUAGGCAGCAGUAGCCUAUAUGUGCGCCCUCUCUCUUUAAGGUUGCUAUAGCUAAAGCAGGGCGGUGUGCGGGUGACAUUUUCGUUCGGGUUACAUACAUACAUUUUUUGUACAGUAGCAUACACUCGCCAUUUGGCUUUUUUCUGGGAUAAAAAAUGAACUCGUUACUUUAUAGUGAAUGCUUCGGGGGCGCAGGGGCAUCUGCGGUCCAGGUCGGUGGCGCCUCAGCCAGUGGUUCGGGUGCGGCGGUGACCAGUGCUCUGCGGAAUGAUCUGGGCUCCAACAUCCACGUCCUGAAGACCCUGAAUCUGCGUUUUCGCUGUUUCCUCGCUAAAGUCCAUGAACUGGAGCGCAGAAACAAGUUACUGGAAAAUCGACUGCAGCAAGCUUUGGAAGACUCACGCUACAGAGCCCUUUUCUCCCGUGACCAAGCGGUACAGACGGACUCCACGGAUCUGCCAAUACCUGGGCCUUAUCAUUCACGCCUGCCGGGUACCAUAUGGAGUUACACUCACGUCCGGAGAUACGGGGAGCGGCUGGAGACACUGCAGGGUCCCGGUGUUUCUUGGACACAUCCGGACGGGGUUGGGGUCCAGAUCGACACCAUCACGCCAGAAUUAAGAGCGCUUUACAACGUGUUGGCGAAAGUCAAGAGAGAAAGAGACGAGUACAGGAGAAAAUGGGAGGAGGAGCUGGCCAGAAGACAGCAGCUGGAGUCCAUGGUGGAGACCCUGCAGGAAAGUGCACAGGAGUCGGAGCAGGUGCACGAGGAGUUGAGCAAUAAGGUGGAUCGGCUGAAGGCGGAGCUGGUGGUCUUCAAGAGCCUCAUGACUGACCAAAUGUCCGACCUGGACUCCAAAAUCCAGGAGAAGGCCAUGAAGGUGGACAUGGACAUCUGCCGUCGCAUCGACAUCACGGCCAAGCUCUGCGACGUGGCACAGCAGCGCAACUCUGAGGACAUGUCCAAAAUCUUCCACGUCAGCCCGUCCCGAGCCCCGCCGGACCAGAACCGGGGAGCCGCGGCCUGCCGGAGGAAAGAGCAGAAGCCCGCGUCGGACGAGGAGAGCUCCGAGAUGGACGCCGACCCCAGCAACUCGGAGGAGGAGGUGCCGGGGUCGCUCAACAUCACCGACGAGAUGAAGCGCAUGCUCAACCAGCUGCGGGAGACGUUUGAGUUUGACGACGACUGCGACAGCCUGACGUGGGAGGAGAACGAGGAGACGCUGCUGCUGUGGGAGGACUUCGCCAACUACAACACGCCCGCCGCCACGGGCGCCUCGGCCUGCGCCGCCGACGGCCAGGGGGAGGCGCUAGAGCCCGUGUCCCAGGAUGGGAGUUUAGGAAGUCUGAUUGAUGAGACAGAAACACUCUUCAAGACCAGAGAGCAGGAGUACCAGGAGACUAUUGGACAGAUCGAGAUGGAGCUGGCCACGGCUAAGAGUGACAUGAACAGACACCUGCACGAGUACAUGGAGAUGUGCUCCAUGAAGAGGGGGCUGGACGUGCAGAUGGAGACGUGCAGGAGGCUGAUUAAGGGGUCCGGAGGCACGGGCAGGAACUCCCCGUCGUUCAGCUCGGUGGCGAGCAGUGACUCAGGGAACACGGAUGAAAUCGCGGACGAGCUGGAGCGGGACGCAGAGACGGAGGGCCCCGUCAGCUGAUGACCGCACCCGCCCCACCCCGCGCUCGCCCGCCCCGCAGCGAGGGAGAGAGAGAGAGAGAGAGAGGGAGAGAGAGAGGGAGAGAGAGAGGCCUCCCCAACCGCUGCACGCUCCUCUCCCGGGACUUUUUUUGGGUUCCCCACCUCACACACGGCGCGAGUAUUGGUGCUCACUGACCCCUUUCCCACCGGAGGAGGUUAAUACUCCUGCUUCACGAGCGUUAAACAGACAACGACGCGCAGCGU
This is a messenger RNA of Conger conger (European conger), 2393 nucleotides long. It is a transcript of the gene iffo2a, whose product is annotated as intermediate filament family orphan 2a. The coding region runs from base 643 to 2148 and encodes 501 amino acids. NCBI's taxonomy places the organism in Eukaryota, Metazoa, Chordata, Actinopteri, Anguilliformes, Congridae. The record is from RefSeq and is a predicted model, not a curated record. The transcript has 9 exons.